Notolabrus celidotus (New Zealand spotty) is the source of this 4003-nucleotide messenger RNA. RefSeq names its product protein disulfide isomerase family A, member 5 (gene pdia5). The transcript has 17 exons. The record is from RefSeq and is a predicted model, not a curated record. Gene Ontology annotation, cellular component: endoplasmic reticulum. Lineage: Eukaryota; Metazoa; Chordata; Actinopteri; Labriformes; Labridae. Gene Ontology annotation, molecular function: protein disulfide isomerase activity. Gene Ontology annotation, biological process: protein folding. Bases 51 to 1637 code for a protein of 528 amino acids.
UCCGUGGAAAACCCGAUUGCGCCUGCGUAUCCAGACGUGGCAACGGCAUCAUGGCCUCUCGGAACCGCUACGGGAGUCGGAUGAGAGAGGCGACAAUGUUCCUGCUGGUGCUGCUGGUGUGGCUGCUGCAGGUGCUGGAAGCAGUGAAGGUGUCUCCUCUCAUAGAGAAGGUCAGCGACCACAAAGACUUCAAGAAGAUGCUCAGAACAAGAACUAAUGUUCUGGUUCUCUACACCAAGACAGCUACGUCAGGGGACUCUCAGCUGAAACUGCUAUCAGAUGUGGCCCAGGCAGUGAAGGGCCAAGGGACUAUUGCAUGGGUCAACUGUGGAGACUCAGAGGGUCGUAAGCUCUGUAAGAAGGUGAAGGUGGACCCAAGCUCCAAACAUGAAGCCGUGGAGCUGAUGCAUUACAAAGACGGGACGUUCCACACAGAGUACAAGAGACCUGCUAACUUUAAGUCCAUGGUAGCGUUCUUGAAAGACCCGUCAGGACCCCCGCUGUGGGAAGAGAACCCUGAGGCGAAAGACAUCGUCCACAUAGAGACUGAGAAAGACUUCAGGAAGCUGCUGAAGAAAGAGGAGAGGCCGAUCCUCAUGAUGUUCUACGCUCCCUGGUGCGGCGUAUGUAAGAGAAUGCAGCCCGUCUAUCAGCAAGCGGCCACAGAGACCAAAGGGAAAUAUAUCCUGGCGGGGAUGAACGUGCACCCAGCCGAGUUUGACGGCCUCAAGCAGGAGUACAACGUCAAAGGCUACCCGACCUUCUGCUACUUCGAGAAAGGGAAGUUCCUCCACAACUAUGAAAACUACGGAGCCACAGCCAAGGAUAUCGCAGACUGGAUGAGGAACCCUCUGCCCCCCCAGCCGAAGACCCCCGAGGUGCCGUGGUCGGAGACGGACUCUGCGGUCUUCCACCUGACCGAUGAGUCCUUCGACAGCUUCCUGGAGGAACACCCUGCAGCUCUGAUCAUGUUCUACGCUCCCUGGUGUGGACACUGCAAGAAGAUGAAGCCAGAGUACGAUGAAGCCGCUGAAAUCCUCAACAAGGGCGCCAACAGCCCGGGUGCGUUGGCAGCGUUGGAUGCCACCGUGCACAAGGCCGUAGCGGAUCGUUUCAAGCUCUCCGGCUUCCCAACUGUCAAGUAUUUUGUAAACGGUGAAGAGAAGUACACGAUGCCAAACCUCCGCAGCAAAGACAAGAUCAUCGAGUUCCUGCAAAAUCCUCAGGCUCCUCCUCCACCAGAGCAGUCCUGGGAAGAUAAACCCUCCCACGUCAGCCAUCUUGGAUCAGAGGACUUUCGUGAAGCGAUGAAGAAGAAAAAACAUGCUCUGGUCAUGUUCUACGCUCCAUGGUGUCCGCACUGUAAAAACGCUGUGCCACACUUCACCUCAGCAGCAGAGCUCUUCAAAGAGGACCGCAAGAUUAUGUACGCUGCUGUGGACUGUACUAAAGGACAGAGCCAUGAGCUGUGUAAGCAGGAAGGGGUGGAUGGCUACCCGACAUUUAACCACUACAACUACGGCAAGUUUGUGGAAAAAUACUCCGGAGAUCGAGGGGAGGCGGGGUUCAUCGGUUUCAUGCGCAGCCUGAGAGGACGCGAUCAGGAAAAAGUCGGCAAAAAGAAGGAGGAGCUCUGAGGUCGAGCGUGCAGGGAGGGAGGAGGGCGGGAGGGUGGGCGUGGCACUGCACAGUUUUGUCAUUGCACUGUGACCCUUGACCCCUUGACAAGGGCCCUAUCAGCACUGACGUGGGAGACUUGAUGACCUCAGUGAAAGGUUAUUUUUUAUACUGUGGUGAUCACGUUUGUAACAACACCAACCGAGAAUCAGACCGACCACUCAAGACCUUUUUUUUUUUCUUUGUUGGGGGGGAGGGGGGGAUUUUGACAGAUGUUUCUGAAUACACAUACAGGUUUUUUUCUUUUCUGCCCAAACACUGUGACAGCGUAUGUGAAAGCUACACCCUAUACCGUAUCUAUGCAAUACUGACUCCUUCCUGUGCAGCGGGGGUUUGGACUGAUGGCGGGUGGCGGUGGGCGGAUGGUGGGUAGCGGGCAUCAUUGGUUGGAGGUGGAGGCUUCGCUCACAUGACAUGGGGUCCUAAUCCUGGUGGAAGACACAUUUUGAUUCCUGACAUACACCUGUCUGUUCCAAUAUUUUUGUACAGAAGUCUCACGUCUAAAAGCCAGAACCAUCCAGAGUAUUGAUUGAACACCUUCACAGAUCACUUGAAACACUACAUAAGAAAACCCUGUCACUGGUUGAACUGGUACUAAUCGUACUGUAGCAGCUGAAGGAGGUGAAAUCAGGGCCAUGGUGGAUACUCUGCAUGGUUCUGGGCUCUUAAAGUGGGAUUUAGAUGGGACUUAAGUUUCUUUGUGUUUGCUGAAAACUGUGGCCUUAAAGUUAUAGAAAUGAAUAAUGCUGGAUUUGCAGAACUAUAAAAAAAGAAAUGCUGAAUGGAAUCAGAGGCCUGGUGCCCUUGGUAUUCUCUCCGGUCGUGCACCAGAGCACGUUUAAGAAGAAGAAGAAGAAGAAGAAGAACAAAACAUGCCAAAUAUUCCUGCCCUCAUUGUUUCCAUGCUUCACACAUUUCCAAAUAUUCACAACAUUCACAUCUACCGUGGCAUUUUUACCUCGUGUACCUCCUCUGUUGACUAAGAUUUCAUCAAUGUUUUAACAAGGUUAGGACUCAUUUAAAUUUAGAAGCAUGGCAGAGGCUCACGUUUGGUGGUGGCUGAAUAUUGCAUGCAGAUCAAUCUGAUGUCCGAGUUCUGAAUCUUUAUUUGCGUCCACUGAAGCAACCGUGGAUUACACACACUUACUCAUACUCUGUCACUGCAUCCACACGCCGUCGAGGGAGGCGUUGUAAUAAUUCAAAUAAUGUACAUCCUCUCUGUGAUCUUUACCUCUGGGUAUUCAGGGUUUUUGUUCAGUCCGUUUUAAAACCAUUUGUUGAGGCCACACCAAUGAGCCCACUCUGGACGGUUUCCUCUCUGCCUGCUGGGAAUGAUCAGCUUCAGUUAGCUUGAACGCUGCUCUCUCGUGUCUUUUAUCAAACACCCAGGGAUUCCUUCAUAACACAUCCAAGAAAUAAUGACGUUUUAAGUACGUGAAGUCGUCUCUAGCAGCAUGAUACCAUCGAUUCACGGUCAUCAUAUCACCGUUAUCUUUGUGGCCAUUACUUUCAUACUGUGUGUGUUUCAAAUCCAACGCUUCGGCCACUAUAAAUAUUUAAACCGCUGAUGUGUAGCUGAUCUUGUGUUUUAUUAUUCAAGACUUUGGUUUCUUUCAUUAUGAAUAAGGUUCUCAGGGAUAGCGAAACACAAUUAAAGGGAACUGGUUUGUUUGUAAUUUUUGCAUUCCAGCAGAAUCAUUUUGAGCCCUUCUUCGGUCACCAAAUUAAAUAUCGUUUACAUUUGUAUCCCAAUAAAAGAACGUAGAACUGUCCUUUUUAUCUGUGUGAGAUCAUGACAUCAUGUGUUGACUGAAUAAGACAUAUUGUCAGUCGGUGUUACUGAGCCGUUCCUCAUCAAACGUUAUCUUUGUGAUCUUAGUGGACUCAUUCCCAGUGAGUGUGUCAGAUGUUCUGGCUGGCAUCAAACACUUCCUGUGUUCAGAGCUCAGUCUGGUUAUUUUUUGUAUUCAUGGUAUGGAGGAGCACUUUGAGUGAGUGCUGUUCACAGUUAGACGUUGACAUAUUGCUGUAAUUAGGUGUUAAUUCUCCUCCUCCUCCUGGGGGAACAAUAACCUCUGUUUACUUCGUCCCUUUACUUUGGCCCUCACAGUGACAUCACGUUUGUUCAAUAAUAGAGAGGCCGCCUCUGUCUUUAUCCCAAAGGUUUCCAUGUUGUGUCGGAUAUAUAUCACACUUAUGCCAAGAAGUCAUUGUUGCCUUUGUUUGAUUUAUUUUUCUUCUCUGUGCCCAGCCAUACGUACAGUUUGCCCUUUUCAGUAAGGACCUUCGAGAUAAGAAUAAAAAUAAAGAUACAAGUUUUCAAAAA